Molecule: messenger RNA, 576 nt
Organism: Scomber japonicus (chub mackerel)
Lineage: Eukaryota; Metazoa; Chordata; Actinopteri; Scombriformes; Scombridae
Product: ubiquitin-conjugating enzyme E2 variant 1-like
Exons: 4
Coding region: 37-495 (152 amino acids)
Biological process (GO): DNA damage tolerance; protein K63-linked ubiquitination
Cellular component (GO): nucleus
Source: RefSeq, a predicted model, not a curated record
AGCAGCAGCAGCAGCACAUCUCACUGCAGAGGCCAAAUGAUGCAGCAUCGUCGUAACCAGAUGCUGAAUUUAAGCGUUAAAGUUCCUCGCAAUUUCCGGCUACUUGAAGAGCUGGAGGAAGGCCAGAAAGGUGUAGGAGAUGGCACGGUGAGCUGGGGUUUGGAGGAUGAUGAGGACAUGACUCUAACACGAUGGAGAGGAGUGAUCCUCGGCCCUCCUCGGACAAGCUAUGAAAACAGGAUGUACAAUCUGAAGGUUGAAUGUGGGCCAGGAUACCCAGAGUCACCACCGUUUGUCAGAUUUGUGACAAAGAUAAACUUGAAUGGCGUUCACACCUCCAACGGUGUGGUUGACAUGCAUGCGGUGACUGCGCUGGCCAAGUGGCAGAACUCCUACAGUAUCCGGAUGGUGCUGCUGGAGCUGCGACGGCUCAUGACAUGCAAGGAGAACAUGAAGCUUCCUCAGCCACCGGAGGGCCAGAUCUACACCAACUGAGCCCCUUGCUACUUUUGCCUCCAUCUUUUCCUUCUCUCUCCCCAACCCCCCCCCCCCCCCACCACCACCACCACCACCUCC